AUGGAGACAGUCGACGAUGACAUCUUGGCGCUCUGUGUUCCCGCCGCCGGCGCCGACGGCGACCUGGACGCAUGGGUCGCCGCGCUCCACAGCACGUCGAUCGACGCUGCUACAUUGCCCGACCAGAGUAUGCGGCCUGCCAAGCGCCGUCGCACGUCGUUGCGCGACGAAGUCCUGCACCUCCGCGCCAAGCACGACGCGCUGACCGCGCAGCUCGACGCUCUCACAGCCAACGCGUCGGCGAUGACGACGCCAUCUUCCAUCUGGGCCGACCGGGCGAAAGACCAGGCGGUCGCGGCGCAACUCGCGCUGCAUGAAAACGCUCGUCUCCAAGAGCUCGUCCGCGACCAGCUCAAGACUAUUGCGGCGCUUCAGCGCGCGUUCGCUCGCAAACCAAAGCUCUGUGACUUUCCGUGCUUGGCAUCCUGGAAGCUGGCGACGCUUGGAACAUCCGGUCGGCGCGAAGCCAAGGCCAAGCUCAUGCAGCACCAAUACGAGUUGCUCGCAACCGAGUGGAUUCGCCACGGACUCCACGACAUUGAUGCGCAAGGCAAUGACGUGCGCAAGCGCUUUAUGCAAGUGGUCGACGACGCGCUCUAUGUCCACUUUGUCGAGUGCCAUGCGUACCCCGUCGACUACACCGUGAUUGCUGAUGCGGUGUGGGGCAUGCUCACCCGGCAGCUCAAGCCACAGCCCGAGCUCUACAGCGUCGCCGAGGACGUCGAUAUCGACGACGACAUUGUGUACAUUCGAUUCCUCGCGAUCCUUGAUGGCACGGCGAUGCCGCCAAUAAACGGCCGACUGCUCGCCCGUCGGUUCGUCGAGAGCAACCGCAUCGUCUUUGUGACCCGGUCGAUCGUGGACGACGCCUUGUUUCCUUCGGACCCUGGUCAUUUUCAUGACAAUCAGUGCUCGUGGAUCGUCGUGGAGCCACGCGGCGAGAAGGCGACGUGGCUUUCGUCAUAUGCUCGGUUUGCGCCGCCGACCGUGACGGACGACAGCACGAUCACAGACGUGACGCCCGGCAUGUACACGGACUGUAUUUUGCAGCUCAUGGACGAGAGCGGUAUCUCCAUCUUUGAUGCUUUACAAAGCGUCAUGUCGACCACAAACUAG
Molecule: messenger RNA, 1116 nt
Organism: Saprolegnia parasitica CBS 223.65
Lineage: Eukaryota; Oomycota; Saprolegniomycetes; Saprolegniales; Saprolegniaceae
Exons: 3
Coding region: 1-1116 (371 amino acids)
Source: RefSeq, a predicted model, not a curated record